Aspergillus steynii IBT 23096 is the source of this 1341-nucleotide messenger RNA. RefSeq lists its product as uncharacterized. The transcript is spliced from 4 exons. The coding region runs from base 1 to 1341 and encodes 446 amino acids. NCBI's taxonomy places the organism in Eukaryota, Fungi, Ascomycota, Eurotiomycetes, Eurotiales, Aspergillaceae. Gene Ontology annotation, molecular function: mRNA binding. The record is from RefSeq and is a predicted model, not a curated record. Gene Ontology annotation, cellular component: cytoplasm; nucleus; ribonucleoprotein complex.
AUGCCAGCUCCCCAGAAAGCGCGAAUGACAAAGUCUCGAGGAUCAGACGAGGAAUUUGUCCUCUUCCUCCAGGGGAUUCCAGCCCACUGUCGCUGGCAAGAGCUCAAGGACAUGGUCCGGCAGACCGCGCUGCAUAUCCGACAAGCGGUGGUGUACGACGACAACCAUGGAUUUCCCACAGGACUGGGUCAGAUCAUCGUGAAAAACGAAGACGAGGCAUGGCGGACCUACCACAGAUUGUCCACCAACGGCUGGGAGGGACAGAGUCUGGUGGUCACGCUGGCUCGCACCAGCUCUCCCACACGCCCAAUUGCCGGGCCGACGAAGAGUCCAACCUGCGUGAUCCCUCCCAACUAUGUGGCUGGUUACUCGACUCCUCCGCGAGUCACCCAAAAUUUGGCCGUUCCACCAUCUCCCAUGACCCCAGAGCCGGUAAACUCGAAUAGCCCGACAUAUCAAACCCCCGACUACGGAGCGCCGAUGAUGAGCCCCAUGGGAAUGCCUCAGCCGUUCAUGCCCAUCUUCGCAGACCCUCUAACCCACACAAUGCCCGGUUUUCCACCAUCUCCCGUUCUUCGCGCAUCGUACUGUGACCCCAAUUUCGCCUUCGCCUUUCUCCCUCCCUACGCGCUGCCCCCCAUGCCUCACCCUCUCCACGAAGCCUCUCUCAAUGCCAUGCGCAUGAACAGCGGCACCGCCAGCAACAACCGUCCCACCAAGCCCAUCCACGGCCUCCCCAUCCAACAUAGACACAGUCUCAACCCCAACUCGCCCAUCUGGCCGGCGUCGUGCCGAGCACCAGGGCCCGGCCCGACAGGACGGCCCUUCUCCCGGCGAACCAUCUUCAUCCAAAACCUCAGCGUGACGACCACCAAGAAGGACCUGGAGAACUUCCUCCAGGGCCCCAACAACACCGGGAUCGAGCAGAGCGAGAUCCCCACGGACGCCGAGACGGGCCGCUGCAAGGGCUUCGCCCGAGUGACGUUCCACCACGCCGACGAGGCCAAGCGCGCCGUCGCCCGGUACAACAAUGCCAUCUUCAUGGGGGCUAAGAUCCGCGUGAAGAUCGACCGCAGCAUUCAUGUGGCGUACAGUUCAUCCCAGGGCCCGCCGCGGGCCGCCCCCGGACCCGACGAUGCUGCCAACACUGCCAGUACCGGCACUCCUUCUUCUCCCACUGCCCCGGAGGGCCCGGCGGAGGAAAACAAGGUCUCCCCGGUUCUUCCGGCAGGGACGUCCCCCGGCGCUGGCGGACGACGGGAAUCCUUGCCCAAGAUAGACCGAUGUCAACCGUUGGUCGUGAACGGGUCAGGCAUUGGACGGAGAGCGGUAACGGCCUGA